CCGAUCCGGCCGCCCUGUGGGGUUCGGGGUUGGUCCCCGGGGAUCCAUUUUUGGGGUUCGAUUUUCGGUUCCCUCCGCGCGCAGGCGGGCUAGAUUCUUGGCGGGGCUGCCCCGGGGGAGGGGAUGGAUUUGGCGUCGGUCAACGAGGAGCUCGCCGAGAUCGACGGGCAGAUCGGCGACAUCUUCCGCGCAUUGCAAAAUGGGUUCCAGAAGCUGGACAAGAUCAAGGAUGCCAACCGCCGGAGCAGGCAGCUCGAAGAGCUCACGGACAAGAUGCGGGAUUGCAAAAGGCUUAUCAAAGACUUUGAACGAGUUAUGAAAGACGAGACGGCCAAUGUUGAUCCCAACACUGCUAGAAUGCUGAACGAUAGAAAGCAGUCGCAGAUCAAGGAACUGAACUCUUAUGUUGCUCUGAAGAAACAACAUGCAAGUGAAAAUAAGCGAGUUGAUCUUUUUGAUGCUCCUACUGAAGAUGGCUUUGGUGAAGAAAAUGUGUUGUUAGCAUCAAAUAUGACAAACCAGCAGCUAAUGCAACAGGGAGACAGUCUAAUGGAUGAGACUGACCAAGCUCUCGCACGAUCUAAGCAGACCGUGCAAGAGACGAUCAAUGUGGGUACAGAAACUGCAGCUGCUCUGAAAGCACAGACAGAGCAAAUGAGCAGGGUUGUUAAUGAGCUAGAUUCCAUCCAUUUCUCCCUGAAAAAGGCAUCAAAAUUGGUGAAAGAAAUUGGUAGACAGGUUGCGACCGAUAAGUGCAUCAUGGCGCUACUUUUUCUCAUUGUGGCUGGAGUCAUAGCUGUAAUAAUUGUUAAGAUUGUAAACCCACACAACAAGGAUAUUCCGAAUAUCCCUGGACUCGCUCCACCGGUUGGUAGAAGGCUACUGUCUAUUGUAGAGGGCAAGUGAGUUUCCAUACAUGUGUAAAAAAUUGACGAGGCGUCGCGUGAAGUUCCUUGAAUCAUGUGGCAGAGAGUGUUGUAAACUUGUAAUGUUGUACCCACGGGAUCCAUAUGCAAAACCAGAGGUUACAAAACCAAAACAGUGUAAAAUUGUAUGUUCUUACUCUCCUGGCAAGCAAGCGGGUUUUGUUUUGGCAAGGACCAAGUUUCCUGUGAACAUUCACAUCUGUAUUUUACCCGAACUAUCAGACCGCUAAGAGUGCAUCAGCAUAUGGAAA
Messenger RNA from Lolium rigidum, 1177 nucleotides. RefSeq names its product novel plant SNARE 11-like. Gene Ontology annotation, molecular function: SNARE binding; SNAP receptor activity. Bases 124 to 906 code for a protein of 260 amino acids. NCBI's taxonomy places the organism in Eukaryota, Viridiplantae, Streptophyta, Magnoliopsida, Poales, Poaceae. The transcript is spliced from 10 exons. Gene Ontology annotation, biological process: vesicle fusion; retrograde vesicle-mediated transport, Golgi to endoplasmic reticulum. Gene Ontology annotation, cellular component: SNARE complex; endoplasmic reticulum membrane; ER to Golgi transport vesicle membrane. The record is from RefSeq and is a predicted model, not a curated record.